AUGUACGUGUGGAAACGCGAUGGACGCAAGGAGCGCGUUCAGUUCGAUAAGAUCACAGCUCGUGUCUCGAGACUGUGUUAUGGCCUCGACACGGAACAUGUCGACGCCGCAGCAAUCACACAAAAAGUCAUCUCUGGUGUCUACCAAGGUGUUACAACAUUCGAGCUGGAUAAUCUGGCCGCGGAAACCGCAGCGUACAUGACGGUUACCCACCCAGACUAUGCCAUCCUUGCUGCACGUAUUGCAGUAUCCAACCUUCACAAACAGACCAAGAAACAAUUCUCCAGCGUCAUCUCCGACCUUUAUCACUACACAAAUCCUCGAAAUAAGAAGCUGUCGCCUAUGAUUAGCAAGGAAACCUACGAGACUGUCAUGAAGCAUGAGGCCGAGCUCAACUCCGCUAUUGUCUAUGACAGAGACUUCAACUACCAAUACUUCGGAUUCAAGACACUCGAGCGUUCAUACCUUCUUCGCCUCGACGGAGAAGUUGCGGAGCGUCCACAACACAUGAUCAUGCGUGUCGCCGUUGGAAUUCACGGAGAGGAUAUUGAGGCCGCCAUCGAGACAUACAACUUGAUGUCCAGCAAGUUCUUCACACACGCCUCUCCAACACUCUUUGCUGCCGGUACACCACAGGCACAGUUGUCUUCCUGCUUCCUCAUUGACAUGAAAGACGACAGUAUUGAUGGCAUUUACGACACACUCAAGACAUGUGCCAUGAUUUCCAAGAAUGCUGGUGGUAUUGGACUCAAUGUCCACAGAAUUCGUGCCACGGGAGCCUACAUCGCUGGCACAAACGGAAACUCCAAUGGCAUCGUUCCUAUGUUGAGAGUUUUUAACAAUACUGCCAGAUACGUCGACCAAGGUGGCAACAAGCGACCCGGUGCAUUUGCCAUCUACCUUGAGCCAUGGCAUGCCGAUGUUUUCGAGUACCUUGAUCUCCGAAAGAACCACGGAAAGGAAGAAGUUCGUGCUCGUGAUCUCUUCUACGCCCUUUGGAUCCCGGAUCUUUUCAUGAAGCGUGUUGAAAAGAACGGAGAUUGGACAUUGAUGUGCCCUAACGAGUGCCCUGGUCUGGCUGAUGUAUAUGGUGAUGAGUUCGAGGCUCUCUAUGAGCGUUACGAGAAGGAAGGCAUGGGCCGAAAGACCAUCAAGGCUCAAAAGCUCUGGUAUUCUAUCCUCGAAGCUCAAACCGAGACUGGAAACCCUUUCAUGCUCUACAAGGAUGCUUGCAACCGCAAGAGCAACCAGAAGAAUCUCGGUACCAUUCGAAGUUCAAACUUGUGCACAGAAAUUGUCGAGUACUCUUCCCCAGAUGAGGUUGCUUGCUGCAAUUUGGCUUCCAUGGCGCUCCCAACCUUCGUCGACAUCAACAACGGCACUUACGACUUUCAAAAGCUUCACGAUGUUUGCCAAGUUGUCGUCAAGAACUUGAACAAGAUCAUCGAAGUCAACUACUACCCAGUUCCAGAGGCUAAGAAAUCCAACUUCCGUCACAGACCCAUUGCUCUUGGUGUUCAAGGUCUUGCUGAUGUAUUCUUGGCUCUCCGUCUUCCUUUCGAGUCUCCUGAGGCCAAGCAUCUCAACAUUCAGAUUUUCGAGACCAUCUACCACGCUGCGUUGACCGCAUCUUGCAACUUGGCAAAGAAGCUUGGUACAUAUGAGACUUAUGAAGGUUCUCCAGUCUCCAAGGGUGAGCUCCAGUACGACAUGUGGGGAGUCACUCCAACAGACCUCUGGGACUGGGCUAGCUUGAAGCAAGAGAUCAAGCAACACGGUAUUCGCAACAGUUUACUUGUUGCUCCUAUGCCAACAGCCAGCACCAGUCAAAUUCUUGGCUUCAACGAAUGCUUCGAGCCAUACACGUCCAACAUUUAUUCCCGCCGUGUUCUCGCUGGUGAGUUCCAAGUUGUCAACCCAUGGCUCCUCAAGGAUCUUGUCGAUAUGGGGCUUUGGUCAGACAACAUGAAGAACAGAAUCAUCGCCGACGGCGGUUCCAUUCAAAAUAUUCCAAACAUUCCAGCUGAUAUCAAAGCUCUCUACAAAACUGUCUGGGAAAUCUCCCAACGCACAAUCGUCCAGAUGGCCGCUGAUCGUGGUGCCUUCAUUGAUCAAUCUCAAUCGAUGAACAUCCACAUGAAGGAUCCUACAAUGGGCAAGAUCACCAGUAUGCAUUUCGCUGGAUGGAAAUCUGGUCUCAAGACUGGAAUGUACUACCUCCGUACAAUGGCAGCUUCUGCGCCUAUUCAGUUCACUGUCGAUCAAGAGGCUCUCCUCGUUGCUGAUACCAACGUUGCACGGGAACGAACUUCCAAGAACAAGCGUAUGACAUCUACCAACUAUGCUACUGGACAAACAUCUUCUUCCGCCCCUCGCCCCAUGUACAUCAAGCAAGCUUCACAAGGCACUGCUCCCAAUGGGGUCUCAAACGGAGUUCCAACUCCUUCAGCAACUCCUCCACCUGCGUCCGAGAAUAAAAAGUUCAACCCAGCGGCUGUUCUUACAACACCAGCCUUCAAGGCAGAUGUUCCCGAAGGUGGUAGCCCCAAGUCUCUUGCUACCGAGCCAGCUUCUGCCCCACCUAAAGAGGAAGAGCUUCCAAGCGCCGCUGUCCCUGCAAAGAAACAGGACGAAGAUAAAGACGAGAGUGGAGAUCGUGAGCAGGAUAUUUACGCCGAUGCUGUGUUGCAAUGCAGCAUCGAGAACAGAGAAGAAUGUAUGAUGUGCAGUGGAUAG
Molecule: messenger RNA, 2736 nt
Organism: Glarea lozoyensis ATCC 20868
Lineage: Eukaryota; Fungi; Ascomycota; Leotiomycetes; Helotiales; Helotiaceae
Product: PFL-like glycyl radical enzyme
Exons: 4
Coding region: 1-2736 (911 amino acids)
Biological process (GO): DNA replication; deoxyribonucleotide biosynthetic process
Cellular component (GO): ribonucleoside-diphosphate reductase complex
Molecular function (GO): ATP binding; ribonucleoside-diphosphate reductase activity, thioredoxin disulfide as acceptor
Source: RefSeq, a predicted model, not a curated record